AUGCGGCAUUACUGUUUUUUCAAUCAAUGUCAUGUUCAUGUAAGUCGAUUAAAAUUUAUUUUACAUUUAAAAAUUUAGCAAGCCACCAGAAACAUCGGGCUUAUUGUUUUUAUGACGUCAUUUGCGUUUUUGAUUUAUAUGGCCCAAAAACAAUAUGCUGGAGUGUAUCAUGAAGGAGGGAAAAAAGGUAUUUUUAUGGCUAAAAACUUAUCUUUUGAGAAUGAAAAAAUUAUGGAUAAAAAACGUUAAAUUUUAUGCAUCAUCUAAAAUUAUGGAGAAAAAACGUAAAUUUUUGAGAUGCAGAAAGUGUUUGAUUUUAUUAAAAAAUUAUCGCAAAUUACUUUUUUACAUCAAAUUUUUACCGCACAGUGCAAAAAAAUUUAAAAUAAAAAAUUGCACAGUGCAAAAAAAACAAAGAAAAUUUUUGCACGGUGCGAAAAAAUUGAAUCAAAAAUUUGCCCCGAAAAGUGUAAAAAAUCAUCUGAAUUUUCAGAUAACUGCCAUUGGGGCGACUUUCGUAUCGGAUGUUUGCCGAAAAUCGAGCUAAUUCCGAUGACAAUCGCCUGUCUGAGCAGUUUAUUGCUAUUAAUCGGCCAUUUCCUCAAGAAAUGGCAACUCUACCUUCCAUUUAUUAUAUCCACAAUUGUCGCUGUAAUUCUGAUCUUCAUCUGCAUUAUCAAUGACUUGGUUAAUCUUCAAGAUUCUCAGCAAAAUUCGAAAAAAAUCCGGAUUUAUUGCGAAAUCGGGGUUUUUUUCGUUUUUGCCCUCUUUUACUACUAUUGUAUUGGCGUGGUGGUGGAUGGAAUGAACUUCUUGAGGCUGGUGAAGUAUUAUUAG
This is a messenger RNA of Bursaphelenchus xylophilus (pine wood nematode), 837 nucleotides long. The record is from the annotation of a GenBank genome assembly. NCBI's taxonomy places the organism in Eukaryota, Metazoa, Nematoda, Chromadorea, Rhabditida, Aphelenchoididae.